GGGUUGACUAGUCAAGCCUUGAAUGCCACUGAAAAUUGGCUCCAGACAAGAUGAUUCCCAAUUUUUGCUGAGCCAACAUCAUCUGGAAACCAAUUUUCUAUUCAAGAAAAACUAAUAUCAAUGGUAAUAAAUUGGAGUACAGCUCUUAUUCUCUCUGGUUCCCCACCUUGUAGACCACCAUUCUUGAAAGACCCAAGGCCUCAUCUUCAUCCUCUCUCCCAUUGAAUCCAUGGGAGAUUACAGAUCAAAUUCUUAUGCAGAUGGCAGGAUGCAGAUGGAGAGCUACUAUGGAUACAGACCCAGUUCAAACCCUUAUGGGCUCAGGUCUUACAGUGCUUCAUAUGCUGCUUCUUCCUAUGCACCAGAGCAUAUGGGUGGUGCCAAAGAUUUGAAGCUAAAGAAAUCCAAAACCAAGAGUGGGUCUUUUUCCUGGGGAAUCAGUGAUCCAGAGUUUCAGAGGAAGAAGAGGGUGGCCAGCUAUAAGGUUUAUUCUGUUGAAGGCAAGGUCAAAGGGUCCCUGAGGAAGAGCUUCAGGUGGCUUAAGAACAGGUACACCCAGGUGGUGUAUGGAUGAUGAUGCUUGCUAACUGUUUGAUAAAAUGCCAAACUGUGUAAUGGGUUGUCAUCAGAAAUUCAUGAUUUGGAUUUUCCAGGAAAUUAACUGGUUUCCUUUUGGUAAAUUCUGUUUCUGAUACUUGUUUUAGGUUCUUUAUGGGUCUAAAUAUUGUCAUGGUAUUGUUGUUUCUUGAUGUUGGUGAAUAUGAAUGUGCUACGAGAACAUAUAUGAAGUGCCUAAAUGAUGGUCUUUCAUUAUAAA
Messenger RNA from Diospyros lotus (date-plum), 817 nucleotides. RefSeq lists its product as uncharacterized. Bases 230 to 574 code for a protein of 114 amino acids. NCBI's taxonomy places the organism in Eukaryota, Viridiplantae, Streptophyta, Magnoliopsida, Ericales, Ebenaceae. The record is from RefSeq and is a predicted model, not a curated record. The transcript has a single exon.